Topomyia yanbarensis is the source of this 6660-nucleotide messenger RNA. RefSeq names its product cholesterol transporter ABCA5-like. Lineage: Eukaryota; Metazoa; Arthropoda; Insecta; Diptera; Culicidae. Gene Ontology annotation, molecular function: ABC-type transporter activity; ATP hydrolysis activity; ATP binding. The record is from RefSeq and is a predicted model, not a curated record. The coding region runs from base 404 to 6169 and encodes 1921 amino acids. The transcript has 12 exons. Gene Ontology annotation, biological process: transmembrane transport; lipid transport. Gene Ontology annotation, cellular component: membrane; intracellular membrane-bounded organelle.
AUUCAGCUGCCACAAGCGCCGCUUGAUGGUUCAUCAGUGCCUGAUGCGCAAGGGUCAGUGGCGGUGUGUGAAAAAGUUUUGAAGCGAAAAUGUAUUCCUGAGAGAAGUCGUCCGCAAGCGUUUGGAUUUUUUCAACUAAUUCAACAACUAACGAACCCAAAAACCAGUGUGCGAAUGUGGGGAGCGGUUGGUUUUUGUCUGUGAGCUAGAGGAUUAUUGCUAAACGCUGUGAUUGUAGUGCAAACUACUAAAAGUUGGCAUUCCGUAUCAGCAAAAAAGUCUGCAUAUUUUCUUGCAGGCCGGAUAAGGUGAAAGACCCGGCGUUCGAUACAUCUGAGCACAGCUUUUAGCGGAUACGUAGUUUUCGAUCUAAGAUACAGGGAAUCUCACAAAUCGCAGCAUCAUGGGAAAGGAACUGCUGAACAAUAGUUCUUUCUAUCAACAGUUGAGAGCAACGCUGGUUCGCAAUUUCAAGCUGAAAAUAAGAGAUUCUAGAAAAACGAUCGCCGAAGUGUUCCUACCACUAUACACACUCGGUACGUUGAUAGUACUGAAGAUAUUGAUACCCAAUCCCAAUUUUCCCGCCAUAACGGAACCACGUGGAGCGGCCUCGCUUUUUGAGCAUUUUCAGCACCACAAAGCCCACACCAUCGCGGUUCUACCGCAGCCAAAUUCGUCUACUACCGUGCAAUUUCUUAACGAAGUCAACGAACUGUGGACAACCAACCGGCACCACACGGCUGGUAUCCAUCCGAUAAAAUGGAUCGUUUACGACACGCAGGACGAUCUAUUAUCUGCCUACUGGCGUGAUCCAGACAAGAUGCCGUUGGCAUUGAUUUUCCACAGCGAAGAUCCGCUGUACGGCCAGCUUCGGUACGAGAUUCGUACGAAUCCGUCGUUUUUCGUAACACCCUCCACUACGGAACUGUACUCGUCGCUGGUCACUUGUCGACAAUCAGACAGCUACUGGUCGGCCGUAAUACCGAUCGAAACCGGGGACUCCUGUCCGGUCAAUCAGUACUACUACUCGGGGUUCAUCGCGCUGCAGACGUUGCUGGACUACACCAAGAUUAAGAUUGUAACGCAAAACGAUGACAUUCAGAUACCUCACAUAACACUAGAGAUGUUUCCUAAGGAAGCCUACACGGGUAAUUGGAUGGUGGCGUUUAGGCUGGUCAUUCCCAUCUACAUGGUGAUGGCACUGUCUCAGUUCAUCACAUAUCUGCUAAUACUGAUCGUCGGGGAGAAAGAGAAUCACAUUAAGGAAGGUCUAAAGAUAAUGGGUCUACGUGACUCAGUUUUCUGGUGCGGGUGGUUCAUCAUCUACGCAGUGUUCGUUACCUUUCUGACGUUCGUUUCCGUAAUACUGCUUUUCUCGCUUGGCGUAUUUCAGAACACGAACUAUCUACCGGUGUUCAUUCUGAUUCUACUCUACAGUUUUUCAGUUAUUUUGAUUGGCUUCAUGAUAACGCCGUUUUUCGACAACUCCAGGACCGCCGGCAUUCUGGGUAACUUUGCUGUCAACAUUAUGUCGCUGCUGUACUUCUUGCAAGUGUUCAUAGACGAUACGCACACUUCAGCUGCCUUGUGGACCGUUUCGCUGAUAUCGCCGACCGGGUUUGCGCUUGCUAUGGAUAAAAUUCUGGUGCUCGAUAUCUCCGGUCAGGGUGUCACUCUGGAUAAUCUCUGGACUGGACCGGGUAUUCCAAUCGGCGGUUCGAUUCUCAUGCUGGUUGUUGACAUCCUGUUGUACGCCGCUCUGUCGUUCUACUUUGACUGUGUCAUACCCUCGGAUCACGGUACUAAACAACGGCCGUGUUUUUGUUUCAGUCGCCACUAUUGGUGUAAUAAGAAAGUACCGAAAGUACCGCUCCUAAACGGCGAGUCGGCCAACUCAUUCGUCAACAUGGACGAACAAAAGCGGGACAUAGAGCCGGUUUCACGCGAGAUGCGCGGUAAGGAAGCCAUCCGGAUAGUGGAUCUUCACAAGACGUUUCACUCUUGCAGAAAGCCGGCCGUCAAUGCGGUGAACGGCAUCAAUUUGACCAUCUACGAAGGUCAGAUCACAGCGAUACUAGGCCACAAUGGAGCUGGUAAGAGCACGUUGUUCAACAUUUUGACCGGCCUUACCUCACCAACAUCUGGAACGGUGUAUAUCUUCGGGUAUGAUAUUCGCGACCCCAACGAUAUGACAAUGAUUCGCAGAAUGACCGGUGUAUGUCCUCAGCAUGAUAUUUUGUUUGAAACUCUGACCCCGAAGGAACAUCUGUACUUUUUCGCUGCCGUUCGAGGAAUCGCUUUCAAUUUAAUAGAUAGUGAGGUGAAGAAAACGUUACGUGAUAUUGAUCUCUUUGACUCGGCCGAAACAAGAGUCAAGUAUUUGAGUGGAGGCCAAAAGCGUAAACUUUCGGUGGGUAUCGCGAUCAUCGGUGAUCCAAAGAUCAUCAUUCUGGACGAACCUACGGCAGGUGUUGAUCCUUACUCAAGACGACACAUGUGGUCUAUACUGCAGAAUCGUAAACACGGGAAGGUCAUUUUGUUGACCACUCAUUUUAUGGACGAAGCGGAUAUCCUCGCAGAACGAAAAGCAGUUGUUUCGAGGGGGCGUCUCCGCUGUUGUGGAUCGUCGUUGUUUUUGAAAAACAAAUUUGGUGUUGGGUAUCAUUUGACCUUAGUCUUGGAUACGUGUGCAUGUGAGACGUCCAUCACCAAGCUGGUUAAUGAGCAUGUGCCAAAGGCAGAAAAGGCUAGACGGCAUGGCCGAGAGCUUAGCUAUAUUUUGCCACAUGAUGCUGUUAAUUCUUUUGUUUCCCUGUUUGAUGAUAUUGAGAAGGAAAUUAAAUCCAAGCAGAUGAAUUUAGGAAUCUGUUCGUACGGUGUUUCGAUGACUACCUUGGAAGAAGUGUUUCUGCAUUUGGAAACUCAGCGUGAAGAAGAGCAGAAGGUAGAAAUCGAGGAAGAAGAAGAUGCUGCCUACGAAGAUAGUUUAAGUAGAAAGGUUAUGAAGAAUAGAGCUUUGCCAAGAAGUUUAUCCCUCCAGGAGAAAAGUAAUAGCUAUCAAUCGUUGAAGAAUGAUACGAAAAAUCUGCUAGAAGAGCAGAACAUGGAAAACAAAGCCUCGUUACCGGACAAUGGGUUGGAUUUCGAUACAAUCAUACCGGUCAAUGGGCUGUCGUCCGAUGUUGAGGCUGUCAGUAGAAGCGAGCGGAGCUCGGUCGUUGCGUCGCCCAAUUCAAAAGCCCAGAGGAAAAAGCACAGCAGAUCCCGAAACGGGGUCAGCAAAAGCACAAAAAGUAUUUACGAGGAUCCCACCCAUACCUCGUCAUCGGUUGUGAAAUUGAACAGUCAAAACAAAACCAACUGGAUGGACCUUGACGACAUCGAGCUGAAACCGUCUUGUUCCAACACCAUUGUAGCCCUACUAAAACUUAGAAUUACAAUACUUUUUCGUGACAUUCAACGUCUAUACCUGUUAAUCAUUCUACCGUUAGCAUUCACUGCGCUAGGUUUAUACUUGAACUCCAUCCAGGUAAUUUCGCCAGUGAUGCGUUCAAUCCUGCUAGACAACACUACGUACGGUAGUAACAUAACCAAGUUUGCCGUACAUGAUAAUACCAAUAGACUGCUUUCACAACAUACUCUUUACCAUCAUCACCAGUUGCAGCAAUCAUCACCCUCGCCGCCAUUGCUGCUGCAUCAGAAACAUCAUCAACAUCAGCACAACACCCAACAACAGUCCAAAGAAUCGUCAUAUCUCUAUCAUCGUUUCAUUGCCGAACUGAAGCAAUCCUCGAACGUUACCGAAGACUAUAGCGGAAACUUUUCGUUGCUGCUGGACAUGGCGCCGCACAUGGCCGCAUUCAACGUGAACUCUAUAUCAUGGUCAAAUGUGUCAAUAACUACAUUGUACAAUGAUACUACUCAACAUAGUCUCCCAAUAAUCUUAAAUCUUAUAAGUAAUACCUUGUUGCGUAUGUUUGCGAAUCUGGGGACGCCAGUGGGUCAGCAAGCUGUUUACCGUCAUCAACGAAUCGGUAGUAAGCAGUAUGGCACCGUUGACGACGGAGAAGAGUUGCCACAGGCAGACGACGCGAUGGAUUCGACAUCUUCGAUAACGCCGUCGGUCGUUGCGACGGCUGUUGAAUCGAUUCUUAACAUCGAAAUGCAUUCGCAUCCAUUUCAGCAGACAGCACAGCCCCAAGAGUUCAACAUAGGUACGUUCUCGUCGGCUCUGUUUGUCGGAAUGAUCUUCGUGCUGAUCCCGGUGUCACUGGCCGUCGAUAUGGUGUACGAUCGUGAGAUGAAAGCGAAGAACCAGUUGCGUGUGAAUGGCCUCUCGUCGGCACUGUAUCUAUCAGCUUACUUUAUAGUUCUGUCUGGGUUAAUGCUACUGAUAUGCGCUGCUCUGCUUGGCUUGGUGUUUCUGUUCGAUAUUCCUUCCUUCAGACAGCCACCUGCACUGAUCACACUGGGUCUACUGGUGUUCCUGUACUCCCCUGCGGGGAUUCUCUGUUCUACGUGCUUUUCCUACUUUUUCGACCGCACGGAUUCAGCGCAGUCUAUUCUACCUAAUAUUCUAACCUUUGUCGGACUGAUCCCCUUUAUAUUGGUAGUGUUUUUAGAUAUGCUAGGAAUUGAGGUAAAAGCAGCCAUCGCCUUGCACUACGUAUUCUCGCUGCUUAACCCGAUGUACAUUCCGUACGCGGCGGUAUACUUUGUCGAUCGGGUUUACAUCGCCUGCCGGCUAAGCUCGGCCUGCGCGGAACUCUCGAUGGCACACUACAUGACGGAGGAGAUGAUAGUGAUGGUAUGCGGAUGUCUGCUGCACAUCCCCAUCUGGGCGUUCUGUUUGCGUAUUUCGGAUAUCGUGAAAAGCGGAGGUCGCAUGCGGGACAUGUUUCAUCGUGCUCCGAGUGAGGAAGAUAUUGUGACGGAAGAGCAAUGCAUCGGCGAGUACGAGGAUGAAGAUGUGCGAAAUGAAAGAGCCAAAAUAUUUCGUCUCACUAGUCAGGAGCAGGCAAGCCAAACGCAACCAGUAGUUUUGGUGAAGAGCCUACGAAAAGAAUUCUCGCAAGAAUCACUGUGUUCGUCAUGCUGCUGUUGCUCAGACGACGAACCCCCUAGAAAGAAGGUAUCCGUCCGAAGCCUUUCGUUUGCCGUGGAUGCCGGUGAAGUACUCGGUUUGUUGGGGCACAAUGGUGCUGGAAAGACAACCACCAUGAAGAUAAUGACCGGAGAAACGGUACCUACAACGGGAAUGGUUCGUGUUGCCGGUCACAGCAUUACCAUCAAUCAGGAUGAUGCGUUCAAGACGCUGGGCUACUGUCCGCAACAUGAUGCGUUGUGGAAGAACAUUACGGUACGGGAGCACUUGGAGCUAUAUGCUCGUAUUCGGGGUGUCUGUAGGAAGGAUUUGAAUCGUCUGGUUACCACCUAUCUCACUGGACUGCAUAUAAACGAGCAUGCUAAUAAGCAAACUCAGCACUGCUCCGGUGGAACUCGUCGGAAGCUAAGUUACGCAAUGGCGAUGGUUGGGGCUCCUAAAGUGGUUCUGUUGGACGAACCGUCCACAGGGAUGGAUCCCAAGUCGAAGCGAUUCCUGUGGGAUACAAUAUUGGCAAGCUUCCAUGGUAAACGAUGCGCAAUGCUGACAACUCACUCGAUGGAGGAAGCGGAUGCUUUGUGUUCACGUGUCGGUAUUAUGGUGAAGGGCGAACUGAGGUGCCUUGGUUCCACACAGCACUUGAAGAAUCUGUACGGUGCGGGUUAUACGCUGGAAAUUAAGUUGAAGCACGUCGAAAGUGUGUACAGUGAAACGCCUAUAGAAAGUCAACCUAGCAGCAGCCAGGAGCAGCUACAGUUGGACCAGAGCGUAGAUCACAUUGCUGCGACUCCGGUCAUCAGUAAUUGUAUCGACAAUCGAUCGAUGGCGUUGCGUAACUUCGUGACAGAUCUCUUCCCUAGUGCCACGCUGGAAGAAAGUUUCGCAGACCGGCUGGUGUACUCAGUGCCACAGCAGGUCGUCAGUUCGCUGGCGGAGUGUUUUUCACGACUCGAGAAAGCCAAAACAGAACUGGACAUCGAGGAAUACUCAUUUAGUCAAACCACGCUCGAGCAGGUGUUCCUGAAAUUUGCGCACUACGACGAAGAAACCUCCAACGUGCAGUAGUGCGUCUGUCCCGAGCUUCCGACGCAAGGCGACUGUACGCUGGGCGUGUGCGCGCUUGCCAGAUUGGGACGCGUUGUUUCUGUAUAAAUGAUAAGCUAAUAACUAGCGAUAAGUAAAUUUAAUUGCAAAGUAAUUAUUUAAUUAUAAAAAAAAUAAAAGCAUCUUAUAAAGACAACAUGAAAAAGGGAAACCCAAACCAGCUAAAUUGAUUAAUCGUAACGAAUAACUCUAAAUUACAAAGAUAAUAAAAAGUGAAAUUACAAUAAGACAAAAUUGAAAACAACAAAAAGACAUGGAACAAGUGACAAAAGACCCACGGGAGUAAUCAUAAUACGAAAUUUAGAUUACCUACACGAGGGGAAAGUGAUCCAAAAAAUGAGGGCUAAAUCGUAGAAUUUGAUUUACAUCUGUGAUUUAUUACGUUGAGUAAACCAAAAAAUUGAUAAAACCCGAACGGUGAAAACAUACGGUUCAAUAAAAUUGCAAGAUAA